Molecule: messenger RNA, 320 nt
Organism: Dentiscutata heterogama
Lineage: Eukaryota; Fungi; Glomeromycota; Glomeromycetes; Diversisporales; Gigasporaceae
Source: the annotation of a GenBank genome assembly
AAGACAUUAAUAUUAAUCUUUUAUUAAAAUAUACUAAUGAAGAAAGAGUAAAACUUGGCCUUAAAAAACUUGUAUUAAAUAAUCAAUUAGUAGAAGCCGCAGAAGAAUAUGUUAAUUAUUUGGAUAGAAAAAAAAUUUAUGAUCAUAUUGAUGAUGCGCGUAAAAAAAUUCCUGGUAUAUAUUGGGUAGAAAAUCUAGGUCAUUCUUUUAAAAAUGAAAAAGAAGCAGUUCAAGGUUGGAUGACAUCAGAAGGGCAUAAAAGACAAAUUAUUAGUGAAGAUUAUAUUUAUUUUGGUGCCGCAUUCAAAAAUGAUAUUUGG